This is a messenger RNA of Amoebophrya sp. A25, 304 nucleotides long. NCBI's taxonomy places the organism in Eukaryota, Dinophyceae, Syndiniales, Amoebophryaceae. The record is from the annotation of a GenBank genome assembly.
CGGAGACGCCAGUACGUCAUUAUGCGGAUGGCGGCAGUGAAUCAAGGCGGGAAAAGCCCGUUUAGUAUGGCCUCGCAGCCUGUCCGCUGUCCUUACGCACGUAGUUGUCCCGAGGUGCGGUGGGGCGUGAAUGAAUUCUCCUCUUCCUUCGCGAUUUCAAGGCCAGGCAGUGCGAGUCUCUAUGUGGAGCAUCCGCAGAUCUUUGAUUGGGGAGGUAUUGAGCUGGCCACUAGCUACGAAGCACAGAUCUCGGUUUGCGUCCCGCACGACGUGCCAGGGCUCCCAGCUGCCUACACACGCUGUC